AUGGCUGCCGUUCAACUCCAAACCGCACCUCACAAGGUCGGCGUCUUCCAGAACCUCAUCGCCUCCCAAACCGAGACGCUCGUCCUCAAAGAAAAAGUCAUGUCCCUGACCGGCGACAGCUUCGACAUCAAGCUCGCCAACGGCCAACCCAUCCUCAAGGUCGAGGGCAAAGUCAUGAGCAUCUCGGGUCGCAAAAAGGUCUUUGACAUGCAGGGAAACCACCUCUUUUCCAUCGUCAAGGAGCACCUGCACAUCCACGCUACCUACGCCGUGGAAGAUGCCCAGGGUGCCAAGAUUAUGGAAGUCAAGAAUAGUUUCAAGCUUAUGGGCUCCAAGGCCACUGCCACCUUUACCUCCAGCGACGGCACCGCAGAGAUCCUGGAAAUGAAGGGCAAUUGGUUCGAUUAUGCGGCUGAUAUCUUUGACAAGUCUACAAACACUGUUGUUGCGCGCAUCGACCGCAAGAUCCUCAGCGGUCGUGACAUGAUCUUUGGCCAGCAGACCUAUGCUCUGAUGGUCGCGCCUGGUGUCGACAUGGCGCUCAUGGCAGCGCUGUGUAUCUGCAUGGAUGAGAAGAAUAACGAGAAGUAA
Messenger RNA from Fusarium pseudograminearum CS3096, 591 nucleotides. RefSeq lists its product as uncharacterized. Bases 1 to 591 code for a protein of 196 amino acids. NCBI's taxonomy places the organism in Eukaryota, Fungi, Ascomycota, Sordariomycetes, Hypocreales, Nectriaceae. The transcript is spliced from 2 exons. The record is from RefSeq and is a predicted model, not a curated record.